AUGGACGCUUCAAGGGGUCAGACGGUGCGCGUUCGCCGCAACGAGCAGCAGCAGCAGCAGCAUGCCGUCCCUCCUCCUCAACACGACCUAGCGCACGCCGACGACAAUGAUGACCACCGCAAGUAUCGCUCGAAUCUGCACGCCGUGUCGCCAAAGGUGCACGCCCAUCCCGCCGACACGCCGAUCGCAGUCGCGCUGUUCGUGCUCGCUGCCGCUCUGCGCUUCUACAGCAUCUCGUUCCCAGACCAGGUCGUAUUCGACGAGGUCCACUUUGGCAAGUUCGCCGCCUACUACCUCCGCCGCGAGUUCCACUUUGACGUCCAUCCGCCGCUCGCCAAGCUCAUCAACGCCUUGGCCGGCCACAUCGCCGGCUUCGACGGUCACUUUGAGUUCGACCAGAUCGGCGACAAGUACCUCGAGAACAACGUGCCCUACAUCCGCAUGCGCGCACUCCCCGCCAUCAUCGGCAGCCUCCAAGUGCCGCUCAUCUACGCCAUCAUGCGCCACAGCGGCUACGCACCCAUCAUCGGUGUCUUUAGCGCAGCGCUCCUCCUCUUCGACAACGCACACAUCGCACAGGACCGCCUCAUCCUCCUCGACGCCCCGCUCAUCCUCUUCAUGAUGCUCAGCCUCUACUCCUACAUCCGCUUCUACAAGCUCCGCUACAACGAAUUCUCGCUCGCAUGGUGGUCCUGGCUCCUCGCAACCGGCCUCAACCUCGCCCUCACAAUGAGCUGCAAGAUGGUCGGCCUCUUCACCUUCUUCACCAUCGGCGCCGCCGUCCUGUGCGACCUCUGGAAGCUGCUCGACAUCCGCCGCGGCCUCGACAUGGACCACGUCGUACGCCACUUUUUCGCGCGCUUCUUUGCGCUCAUCAUCUUCCCCUUUGGCGUCUACCUCUUCUGGUUCUGGGUCCACUUUGCCAUCCUCAUCAAGAGCGGUCCCGGCGACGUCUUUAUGAGCUCGCAGUUCCAGCAGACGCUCCAGGGCAACCCCAUGCUCAGCAACGCACGCGACAUCCAGUACCACGACCACAUCACCCUCCAGCACAAAAAUACGAAGGCCUUCUUGCACUCGCACCUCGAGCGAUACCCGCUCAAGUACGACGACGGGCGCAUCUCGAGCCAGGGUCAGCAGGUCACCGGCUAUCCGCACAACGACACCAACAACGUCUGGCAGAUCAUCCCCACACGGCCCAUCCCGGACGACCAAGCCGACGGCCGCGUGGUCAAGCACAAGGACCACAUCCGUCUGCUCCACGUCAACACCAACUCCUAUCUGCUCACCCACGACGUCGCCUCGCCGCUCAUGGCCACCAACGAGGAAUUCACCACCACGCCCGCCAACGACACGUCGCGCUACGACGACACGCUCUUCGAGUUCCAGCUGGACGAGUCCGACCUGCCGGACAAGAGCUGGAAGAGCAAGGCGUCCUGGUUCCGCCUCAUCCACGUCAACACGCGCGUCUGCAUGUGGACCCACCCCGAGCCGCUCCCCGACUGGGGCUUCAAGCAGCAAGAAGUCAACGGCAACAAAAACGCCAUGGACAAGACGUGCCUGUGGUACGUCGACGACCUCGUCCCUUCGCCCUCCAGCCCCGACUACGAAGAGAGGCUCAAGCCGCUGCCUCCACGAAAGGUGGUGCGCAUGAGCUUCUUGAAAAAGUGGCUCGAAUUGCAGCUGCAGAUGCUCCAGCAAAACGCCGGUUUGACCCAGAGCCAUCCCUACGCAACCGGACCCAUCAACUGGCCCUUUUUGCUGCAGGGCAUUUCCUUCUGGACGCAGGAUGCGGGGCAGCACCAGAUCUAUAUGAUCGGCAACCUGGUUUCGUGGUGGGGCACCAUCCUCAGCAUCUCCAUCUUUGCCGGCGUGGUGGGUGCGGAUCUGCUGGCUCGUAGGCGUGGCAUCUAUCCGAUCCCCAGUGCCGUGCGCAAUCGGCUGCACAAGUCGGCGGGAUUCUUUGUGGCCGCUUGGGCGUGCCACUAUGUGCCCUUCUUCCUCAUGUCGCGUCAGUUGUUCAUCCACCACUAUCUGCCGGCGCACGUCUGCGCCUGCUUGGUGGCGGGCGCCGUGGUCAACUUUGUCGCCAGCGAGACGGUGCAGUUCCCCAUCUCCCCGCCUGGUCCUCUGCUGCGCGUGCACGACUACAGGGCAAGGAUGGACAAUGUCGUUCCCAAACAGGCGCGUGCGGUCAUGGCCGUCAUCAUGGCCGCUCUCAUCGUCUGCUUCUGGUGGCUCAGCCCGCUCACGUACGGCACGCCCGGUCUCACCACCGCCGAGGUCCAUGCCAGGAGACUGCUCUCCUCGUGGACGUUGCAUUUUGCAAAGUAG
This is a messenger RNA of Moesziomyces aphidis, 2331 nucleotides long. Lineage: Eukaryota; Fungi; Basidiomycota; Ustilaginomycetes; Ustilaginales; Ustilaginaceae. The record is from the annotation of a GenBank genome assembly.